ACUUUUGCCGUUUAUGCACAAUUUGAGAAACAGUAGCUUCUAAUCCUGUUUUCAAUUAAGAUAAUGGUUUUCUGGCCUUCAGCCUCAUGACUCAGUAGCCAUAAGGAAUUUGGGUUACUUAAUCUAGAUUUAUCACUGCAGGGCUGGAAGGAGAGAAACAGGGAAAAUAUCUCAAUAGGCUGUUCUAGAACAACUGAAAAGAAUAACAAGCUUUGUAUGCCUUCCAGGGGGAGCAAGGGUUUCCAGGUCUUCCGGGGAUACCAGGCUACCCAGGGAUCCCGGGUGCUGUUGGUUUGAAAGGAGAAAAGGGCGCUCCUGCUGCGGAAGGUAUAGAACCUGAUGGAAGAGGUGACCCCGGGUUGCCAGGAGCUCCGGGUUUCCAGGGUUUGCCAGGCCUUCCAGGCUUUCCGGGACCUGUUGGCCCACCUGGCCCUCCGGGAUUCUUAGGCUUUCCAGGAACCAUGGGACCUCCGGGACCUAAGGGUCACAUGGGCGAUAAAGUGAUAGGACAAAAAGGAGAGCGGGGUGUGAAAGGAUUGACAGGACCCCCUGGACCACCAGGAACGGUUAUCGUGACGCUAACAGGCCCAGAUAACAGAACGGACCUCAAGGGGGAAAAGGGAGACCAGGGAGCCGUGGGGAACUCCGGACCUCCUGGACCCUCAGGACCGCCUGGAGAAUCUUAUGGAUCUCAAAAAGGUGCUCCUGGAGAACCUGGCCCACAGGGAAAACCUGGCAAAGAUGGUGCCCCUGGUUUCCCUGGCACUGAGGGAGCCAAAGGCAACAGGGGCUUCCCUGGAUUACGGGGUGAAGACGGCAUUAAGGGGUGGAAAGGGGACAUUGGCCCUCCAGGAUUUCGUGGUCCAACAGAAUAUUACGAUGCAUACCAGGAAAAGGGAGAUGAAGGACUUCCAGGCCCCCCAGGCCCCAAAGGAGCUCGUGGCCCACAGGGUCCCAGUGGCUCUCCUGGGGUUCCUGGAAGUGCUGGUAUGUACAUGUUUCUUGGGGAACCAAUAGACAUGCUCUUAAAAGGAAAAUCACGGGGGCACCUGGGGGGCUCA
Ailuropoda melanoleuca (giant panda) is the source of this 1061-nucleotide messenger RNA. RefSeq names its product collagen alpha-3(IV) chain-like. NCBI's taxonomy places the organism in Eukaryota, Metazoa, Chordata, Mammalia, Carnivora, Ursidae. Gene Ontology annotation, biological process: extracellular matrix organization. Gene Ontology annotation, molecular function: extracellular matrix structural constituent conferring tensile strength. The annotation marks the transcript as partial. The transcript is spliced from 14 exons. The record is from RefSeq and is a predicted model, not a curated record.